GGAUGAAAAAGAAGCAGCUGGAUGGGUGGAGAUGAUUUAAUAUGCCCUUCUCCAUUUGACACCUGUUCAUCCCUGUCACUGACUUUACAUUGUCUUUUUCUAAUUUUUUUUUUCUCUUUUCAUUUUCCUUUGCAAUGUUAAUUUUUAUUUUCUGCUCCACUCCCUUUCUAAACGCCCAGAUAUGAUUAAAUAUAUGAUUAUUAAAUAUAGUAAUGAAAGAAAAGAAUCAAGAAAGUCUUCAGUGAUCACACUAGAGGUGUUAAUUUUUAAAUGGUAAGCAAACCCCUCAAUAUCUUGUUUCUAGAUUCUCUUUAAUGAUCUUUCCAUGGCUUUCAGAAUUUAGAAAGAAAGGCAAUUUUUUGUUCUGAAGGACAUGAAGAUAGAAAGGAGAGGGAAAAGGAAUGCUUUCUUACAGUUGACAAAAGUAUCAGUUGAUGGAAGUAGUUAGAGAAGAGUCUGGAGAAGAAGAAGCUGAUAAAGCCAAGCAUGGAAAAUCUUCUUCUAAAUCCUGCUCUUCACAUUCCAAAAUCGUUCUUGAUGAGAGGAGUUGAUCAUUUAGUUGAACAAUGACCGGUUGUAUGAUUUUAGACGAGUCAGAGGGUAACCUUUUGUACUUCUCAGAUAAGGAUUUUGAUGGAGGAGAUGUCUCCGACGGUUGCAGUGCCCAUUAGAGUAGGUAAUUCAGUCUGUGAAAACCCAAACAUAGAUACCCAUUUGGAUAUCGCCAGACUUAAGUUGAUGGCAGACAAGGCUGGCUUUUUAUCGGACUCUGUGACUAAGGUUUCUGCUGUUGGCAACAAUGGUUGUAAUUGUGGUGAUUUGGAUAAUGAAGUUAGUGAUACAGCUGUUGCAGUUCCAGAAGAGGACAAGGGGGGAGGAGCUUCUUUCUUGGAUAUGAUCUUCGAAAAUAAAAGCAACUGGGUGGUUAGCGAUGAUGUGAUAAACCAGCAAAAUGAAGAAGAUGAUUCCUUUUCCUUGGAGGGUGAUCCUAUUCUUGAUAGUUCUUGUUCUCUUUCAGUGGCUAGUGAGACUAGCAGCUUAUGUGGAGAGGAUUUCAUUGGUUUUGAAGCCAUCUCUGAGAUAGGAACGCCAUGUUCUGUGGAUACUGGGAAGAGCAUUUGCAGUGUUGAUAUUAUUGCUAAUGCCACCGAUUUGGAGUCAAAUGUUGACACAGAGGUUGUGAGAGAUUCUGUUUCUGUUGAAGUGAGCCUUGAGGAAGAGAUUGGAGAUGGAUCUGAUCCAAAGCCAUCUGCAGUUGUGCUAAAGUUGGCUUUGGGCAAAGGAGUGAGCGGAACAGUCACACGCAGUGUUUUUGAGGUGGAUUAUGUGCCCCUUUGGGGAGUUACAUCUAUAUGUGGAAGGAGACCUGAGAUGGAAGAUGCAGUUGCAAUCGUGCCUCAUUUUCUAAAAAUUCCUAUUCAAAUGCUAAUUGGUGACCGGGUGCUUGAUGGUAUGAGCAAGUAUAUAACUCACCAGACUGCUCAUUUCUUUGGAGUUUAUGAUGGUCAUGGAGGCUCACAGGUUGCAAAUUAUUGUCGCGAUCAUAUCCAUUCUGCUUUGGCUGAGGAGGGAGAAUUCAUUAAGAAUGGCCUGAGUGAUGGAAGUAUAAAAGAUAGUUGCCAAGAGCAGUGGAAAAAAAUAUUCACCAAUUGUUUUCUUAAGGUAGAUGCUGAAGUUGGAGGAAAAGGCAGCGCUGAACCCGUUGCCCCUGAAACUGUUGGUUCAACUGCUGUUGUUGCCAUUAUUUGUUCAUCCCACAUUAUAGUGGCGAACUGUGGAGACUCACGAGCAGUUCUAUAUCGUGGGAAAGAACCUAUGGCUUUAUCAGUGGAUCAUAAACCAAAUCGGGAAGAUGAAUAUGCAAGGAUAGAAGCAGCUGGAGGCAAAGUUAUACAAUGGAAUGGGCAUCGUGUCUUUGGCGUUCUUGCAAUGUCGAGGUCAAUCGGUGAUAGAUAUUUGAAACCAUGUAUUAUUCCAGAACCAGAAGUUAUGUUUGUUCCUCGGGCAAAAGACGAUGAAUGCCUGAUUCUGGCUAGUGAUGGUCUAUGGGAUGUCAUGUCAAAUGAAGAGGCGUGCGAUCUAGCUCGGAGACGAAUUCUUGUCUGGCAUAAAAGGAAUGGUGCUGCAGUUCCCUCCUCAAGGGGUGAGGGAAUUGAUCCUGCAGCUCAGGCAGCAGCCGAAUACCUCUCAAACCGUGCUCUUCAAAAAGGAAGCAAAGACAACAUCACGGUCAUUGUGGUGGAUCUGAAAGCUCAAAGGAAGCUCAAGAGCAAAACAUGACAGUUCCUUUAUAUUUCCUUAAAGCAGCUCUUCAAUUUGUUAAAUUUCAUGUGGUACGAUAAAAUUUUCGCCCAUCCGCUUUUCAUAUGGGCGUUAUGACUACCUGGAUGUGCUAUAGAACGCGCGCCAUCGUAUAACUCAUUCAUUGAUUUGAAUGAUUCACGCCAUCCUUAUGUAAAUGUUUUAGCUAUUUGUUUUAGGGAUUAGGAGAUUGUCAUUUACAUGCUUCGACAUUAUGAGCUGAUGUAUUCAUUGUGCCUCCGAGUUUAAAGAGGCUCUGCGAGGUAUUUACUUCCUAUCAUUUUAAUUGCAUGGUUCUUGUAAAGGAAAUACCACAUCAGUUGUUAUAUGAUGAAGUAGAAUAAGGAUGAUUUCCACAUUCUGUUAAA
Messenger RNA from Hevea brasiliensis (rubber tree), 2669 nucleotides. Its product is annotated as protein phosphatase 2C 50. The transcript is spliced from 6 exons. The coding region runs from base 634 to 2280 and encodes 548 amino acids. The record is from RefSeq and is a predicted model, not a curated record. Gene Ontology annotation, biological process: protein dephosphorylation. Gene Ontology annotation, molecular function: protein serine/threonine phosphatase activity; cation binding. NCBI's taxonomy places the organism in Eukaryota, Viridiplantae, Streptophyta, Magnoliopsida, Malpighiales, Euphorbiaceae.